AUGUCGUCGUUUACGCAGGCCCUCGUGGUCUCUGACCCGGCAUUCUUCCAGCGCGCCACGCAGUCGCCGUUUUUGCGCCGUGCUGCUCAGGGCACGCUCUCGAAAGAGGUGCUCGGAAAAUGGCUCGCCAACGACCGUCUCUACGUCCACGGCUAUCUUCGCGCCGCCGGCCGGCUGCUCAGCUUCCUGUCGCUGCCACAGGUGGUCCCCGCUGUGCUGGUCGAGCUGCAAGCGGACUCCGAGUCGAAACUCCUGGCGUGGACGAUUGAUGAUCUGAUCAACAUCCAGCAGGAGGAGCGCUUCAUCGUCGAGACGGCCGGGCAGUACGGCAUCAACGUGAACCUGCCGGCGGAUGAGCACGGACGGGUGCCUGCAUCGGUAAAAAUGCCUGGUCUUUGUCGGUUUGAGGCCUUGUUCGAUGGACUGCAGGCGGGCGAUAGGGAUCUGCUGCCGUGGCUCGAGAGUGCGGUGGUGUUUUACGGGACGGAAAAGUUGUUUCUGGAAGCGUGGACGUGGAUGAAAUCGCAGCAGGUCGACGACACGGAAGUAGCGGACGAUGAGGAUGGCGGGGCGGUGCGGCGGCAUUUCAUGGCCAACUGGUCGAGCCCCGACUUUGUGGACUUUGUCGAGCGACUGGCCAACAUCAUCGACGCUGCGGUACAGACGCAGGCGGAAGAUGUGUAG
Messenger RNA from Ramularia collo-cygni, 684 nucleotides. RefSeq lists its product as uncharacterized. Bases 1 to 684 code for a protein of 227 amino acids. The record is from RefSeq and is a predicted model, not a curated record. The transcript has a single exon. NCBI's taxonomy places the organism in Eukaryota, Fungi, Ascomycota, Dothideomycetes, Mycosphaerellales, Mycosphaerellaceae.